AAGGAGGCCAUCGCGCCCCCCCUUCCUGGCCAAGCCCGAGUCGACGACGCCAUCAAGGGGCCGGUGGCGGUGAUGGUCCACGACUUCGGCGGCAGGCUCACGUCCUCGUGGGCGUGGUCGAAGCUUGUGUUCCCGCUGUGGAAGGCUGGCGUCUCCGUUUUGAUGGUGGAUUUUCCGGGCUUCGGCUUGAGCCAGGUUUGCGGAAAGGCCGACGUGGACCGCUCGGUUUGGAUCGAGAGGGACUGGCGGAUCGUCACGCAGCUCAUGGACACCCUGAAGAUCCGGAAGGCCCACCUCGUCACUUGUGGGGAGUCUUCCAAUAUUGUUUUCAAGAUGCUCAAGUUUGUCAAGCUGCGCCUUGAGAUCACGCACGUCUUCCUCAAUCCGGUGGGCCCGUCUUCCGAUCUCCCGCGCCUUGUCAUUAUGUUCCUCCUUACUUCCUCCGUCUCC
Messenger RNA from Prorocentrum cordatum, 450 nucleotides. Lineage: Eukaryota; Dinophyceae; Prorocentrales; Prorocentraceae. The record is from the annotation of a GenBank genome assembly.